Molecule: messenger RNA, 936 nt
Organism: Arabis nemorensis
Lineage: Eukaryota; Viridiplantae; Streptophyta; Magnoliopsida; Brassicales; Brassicaceae
Source: the annotation of a GenBank genome assembly
AUGACAACUCUUGAAGAUUUUUUCCUCUCAGACCUUGAUCACUUGUCUGAAUUCGAAACAGAAACAGUAAAGAAUGAUGCUCAAAAGGAAAAAGAAGUAGAAGAGAUUAUUGUUAACUACAAUGAUCUUUCAAAUCCCCAGAAAACUCAGAGAUUCGUUGACAUUAUGCAGAAAGUGGAAGAGGUUUUAGAUUCUGAAUACAAGCUAAUCCUAGACUGUAAUAAGCUCUUAGUCGAAAUCGACAAGGAAAUUGUCAUGAUCCACACCUUUAUCCGUCAAAAUUAUAGACUCAAGUUUCCCGAUUUAGAGUUUCUUGUAACUCACGCAAUCGAUUAUGCUCGUGUUGUUAAAAGAAUCGGUAAUGAGAUGGAUUUAACCCUCAUUGAUCUAGAAGGUCUUCUUCCUAAGAAUCUCAAGGACUUUCUUGAGGCUAAAACGAGAUCCGUCGCGCCGAAUCUGUCUGCAAUUGUCGGGAGUAAAGUUGCAGCCAAGCUUAUUGUAAGUGCUGGAGGUUUAUCAGCAGUUGCUAAUAUGCCUUCUACUUGUAAUGUUCAACAACUUGUUGGUCACAAGAGGAAGAAGGAAUUUGUUGAGUCUCUUGACGGUUAUCUAGAGGAGACAGAGAUUGUCCGAAACAGGCCUUUUGAGUUUCGGUCUGAUGCUUGUGAGCUCUUGGCUGAAAAACUGAAUUUAGCAGCAAGAAUUGACUUCACUAGAGGAGACUCUUCAGGGGGAAAAGGUAAAGCUUUUAGAGACGAGAUUCUUGAGGAGAUUGGUAAUUGGCAAGAACCUAAGCGUAAUUGUGAAGAGGGCUCUGAAGAUGAAGGAUAUGAAACCGAGUUGCCCCGUCCUUGGACGGUAGAAUUUGGCUUAGAGUACUCCUUCUGUGAGUUUGGGUCAUUCUCCAAAAGACAAAGAAGAUUUGAUUGGGAUUAA